AGCUGGUGAAGAUGAGCGGCCUCAACAUUUGGAGCAGUGGGCAUUAUAAUAUUAAAAUAAUCGCUAAAAAAAAAAAAAAAGAUUCACAAAUUCUGAGCGACAUUUAGUAUUAUUUUCAUUUCUGACAGCGCACUGCUUAUCUUCACUGCGGCGCGAAACCUCCGUUUAAAGCUCGUUUCACUUUCCAUUUUACUCAAGCUAGUGUGUCGCCGGCAGUAAAUAUGCGGAACUAUUUCAUAUAGACAUUGAUGUGAAAGCCCACACAGUCUACAGUUGCAUAGUUGUUAAUAAAGUGUUCGUCAAAACCUGUUGUAUAGGACCAAGAAUGAAUACGGAAAGAAGCGAAGAGGUCAUGUCAUCAGAUUACGAGAUUUCAAAGAAUCUUGUAUUAAGGUCGGUUCAGGACCAGGUACAGAGGGUGGGAAAAUGUACAGAGUCUCUUCCUGAACCGCAGCCAAUGAAUGAUGAGCAUGAGCAGCUGAUCCUGGAGCAGGUGGCCAAACUCACUAAAGACAUCGGGGACGUUCUCGACGGGAAUACAAUGUCCAGAAAAUUGAUUUCUAGUUUUGCCCUCGUGGCGACUAGAAAGAAUUUUGAGAGCCUUGUAGACAAAGUGUUUGUUGGCGGAAUCACCUGGGGGAAAAUUAUAGCUCUGAUCUGUGUUAUUGGGAAAACAGUUGCAAAGAUCAUCCAAAAUUCGCUCCCAAGCAUUGUGUCUUGGACACUGGAUUACUUCAUGAAGUAUCUACAGAACUGGAUCUGCAGAAGGGGAGGAUGGGUCAACAGUAUCUAUUCUUUGGCUCGUUACUCUAUAGAAAGAGAUUUCGGUUCCUCAUCCGGCCCGAUCACGCUCUCUUCUGUGGUCCUCUUCACCAGCGGAGCACUGCUGGGAGGCCUCUUCAUCCUGGCACUAAAGAAACGUGGCUGAAAACGGUCAGUGGAGGACUGAAAAAGUGAGAAAAGGAGAAAAUUCUGGGAUUUACACAUGCCACGGACCAAAAUGAAUUCAGUUUGGCGAUAGGAGAAGAGAAGGCUAUUAUGCAAAGUGAGAGAGGGCGCAAAAUAUAGUGCAUGUGAGAAGGAUUAAGAAUGAGGGCACUUACAAUUCAUUACAUUCAGAAUAGAUGUACAGUGUAGAAAUACCAGCAAGACUUGAAAUAUCCCAGAUGCUGUACCAAGAGGACUCACUGCGAUUUCAACCUCUACCUCGUUUUCACUUUCACUCAUUGCAUUACCGUUGUUUCAACUCCAUACAUUCUGUCAUCAGACUAUUUUAAUAAAACACUCCUUUAAUUAA
This is a messenger RNA of Puntigrus tetrazona (Sumatra barb), 1297 nucleotides long. Its product is annotated as apoptosis regulator BAX. The coding region runs from base 326 to 928 and encodes 200 amino acids. The record is from RefSeq and is a predicted model, not a curated record. Gene Ontology annotation, cellular component: mitochondrial outer membrane. Gene Ontology annotation, biological process: intrinsic apoptotic signaling pathway in response to DNA damage; positive regulation of apoptotic process; release of cytochrome c from mitochondria. Gene Ontology annotation, molecular function: protein heterodimerization activity; channel activity; protein homodimerization activity. The transcript is spliced from 6 exons. Lineage: Eukaryota; Metazoa; Chordata; Actinopteri; Cypriniformes; Cyprinidae.